UUUCCAUCCCCACCUCCUCGAUCUUCUUCUCUCUCUCUCCAGCUAGAAGGAACGAUGCCGAGAGGCACGGAGCGCGCAAUGCUGGUGCUGGGUUGCUUCCCGGUCGCGCGUCGGCCGUCCUUGUCAUACGAGGAGGGCUCCACGUCGGCGGCGUCGAUGUCGGCCGCGAGCACGGCCUCGCCGCCGACGUCCACGGCGUCCACGUCGUCCCCGGCCUUCCUCGACGACGACGACGCGCUGUACCCCGACGACGCCGAGCCCGAGCCGGACGCGGGCAGGCUGUCAACCGCCAUCGCCUCCCGCCGCUUCUUCCUCGCGACACCCGGCCUCUCCAACUCCAUCGUCGACUCCGUCGAGCACCCGGCAGCCUGCCACGCCUGCGACAGCGCCUCGAACACGCGCUCCCUGCGGCGCGCGUCCACUUCAGCGUCCCCCGCGUCUGCCGCUGCGUCCUCCUCAUCCUCCUCCCCCUCUUCCUCUUCCUCCUCCUCUUCCUCCUCGGCGUCCGCCACCAAAGCGCACUUGCAUGACAACGACGGCAUGCAGCCGCCGGUGCGGAAGGUCUUGGUGUCCACGGAUGCGCCCCGCGCCGACUUCCGCAAGUCCAUGCUGGAGAUGGUGGAGGCGCUGGAGCUGGACCCGCGCCGCCGCGACGCCGACCUGGCCCGCCUGCACGACCUGCUACUCUGCUACAUCGCGCUCAACGAGCGCGACGCGCUCAGGGACAUCCUCGGCGCGUUCGCCGACCUCAUGUGCCUUCUCAACGUCGACGGCGGCAACAAUAACGACGCCACGUUCGCUGCCGUCGUCGUCGAUGGCGGGGAGAAGCGCAACGCCGACGAGCAGGCGGAUGCGGAUAGAUAGAUAGAUGGCACAGCGCGUGGCGCGUCCGCACACGACGGCGCACGUGAGCAUCGUGAGUAGCUGUUGAGCGAGCUGAGGUCGUUGUAGGAACGAACAAAGAGUAGAAAGCUGAUUUAGGUCGUAACGUAAGGUAAGACCGGCUGUUGUUGUGUGCAGUUGUGCUUGCCGGCUUCUAGUUUUUCUAAAAGGAAACAAUAAUAAUGACACAUUUUAUUUCUCAAUGUAGCUGUGUUUGAGAUUGAACCUUUCCUAGAAUUGGUGUAGGUCGUGACCAUUGUAACAAAACCGUGCUAAUGCAAAAAUCAUUAUAGCCAGAUAAAAUGCGGCUAUCAACUGGGGAAAAAAAUUCCAUAUAUAGAAGUCAUGUAUACUGGAGCCCCUGGAGCACUAGCUAGAUGGUGUCUAAUUAUGUUGGUGCUGAAAUCCUCAAUGUAGCUGUUCGGUCUAGCUAUUUAAGCAAGCUGGAUUCGACUGCUCGUCUGGUGGAACAGACACUUGGCCUUGUUCGGUUACAUGGGAUAAAAUCCCACCAUGGAUUUAAUCCGGGUAUGGAUUGGGUGAAUCCAUAUCUCACACCCAAUCCCAUGGUGGAAUUAAAUCCAUCAACUAAUCCAUGUGUCUUUCAAAGCUAGUUAUUCUUUUGAUCCAUGGAUUCUAAUGUAAACUUGUGCAAUAUCUCAUGGAUUUGUUCCAUACCUAAUGAGCUAUGGAUAGAAUCCAUGUCUUCCAUAGUUUAAAAAAUUCCCAAACCCUUGGGUUAUAUUCCAUGAUGGGUUUAACCGAAUAAAAAAAUUUAAGUAGCCAUGGAUUAUUUUGAGGUAUGGAUUGGGGCAUGGAUUUAAUUCCAAUCCAUGUUAAUCCAAAGCUGGAUUGGUGUAAACGAACAAAGCCUAAGAGACACGUGAUAUGCAUCGAGAUCGUCCUGUAAACAUGUUGGUCCUGUAUAUAAUUCUUUUCCCUAUAAUCUAUCAUCUCAAUGGACCCAAAAUCUUGGGGCCUUAAGGUUUUGAGUCCGAGGAUGGAGGAGGGAAUCCAACUAGACUACAGUAAUCUAUAUUGUGUAUGGGAUUAUAAUAAUUUGAAUUAUGGAUUAAUCUACACUUUGGAUUACAAAGUUACAGAGGCGAAAUAUUGUUAGUUGGAGUACAAAUGAUCUAUAAUCUGGAAAAGAAGAAAGGUUUGAGAAUUGAGAUAUAUUAUAGGAUUACAACAACCAUGGAGUUUGAAUUAUUACAAUCCAACAGAAAAUUUGAGGUGUUUGGAUCGCAUUCGGAUUGUUUUAUGAUUUUAUCUUAUUUUACCAUAAUCUGAUUGGGAUCCAAAUAUUCUCUAACCAAAGACUAGCACCCUAAAUUUUUUAUGAGGGCACAAGGAAAAAGAGCGUCUCCGAAAGUUCCAAAAUAAUCUCCAAAUUUAGGGUUUUUGGUAAGAUUUAUAUAAAAAAAAAUUCCUAACGACUCUUAACCAUAGCUUAUAUAGCUCCCAAUCAAACUGACUACUACGUGUGGAAAAAAUACACGCACUCAAAAUGGCGCGUAUCUUAU
Molecule: messenger RNA, 2408 nt
Organism: Zea mays
Lineage: Eukaryota; Viridiplantae; Streptophyta; Magnoliopsida; Poales; Poaceae
Exons: 1
Coding region: 55-864 (269 amino acids)
Biological process (GO): negative regulation of DNA-templated transcription
Source: RefSeq, marked validated